Molecule: messenger RNA, 1326 nt
Organism: Linderina pennispora
Lineage: Eukaryota; Fungi; Kickxellomycota; Kickxellomycetes; Kickxellales; Kickxellaceae
Product: WD40 repeat-like protein
Exons: 1
Coding region: 18-1304 (428 amino acids)
Biological process (GO): nucleosome assembly; DNA replication-dependent chromatin assembly
Cellular component (GO): CAF-1 complex; nucleus
Molecular function (GO): protein binding
Source: RefSeq, a predicted model, not a curated record
GCCACUACAUAUUCAAAAUGCGCGUGAAGACUGUACAGAUAAACUGGCACGACAAGCUGCCGAUAUUCAGCGUGGACUUUGACCGCAACUACAAGUGUGAGGCAGGCGGCUGGCGGUUCGCGUCGGGCGGCGGCGACAACAACGUGCGGCUCUGGCGGCUCAAACCACAGCACGAGCGCGACGCCGACCCGCAUUCGCCGGCAGUGGAGUUCCUUGCCAGCCUGAACCGGCACCAGCGGCCAGUGAACAUUGUGCGGUUCUCGCCGGUCAGCAGCACGCUGGCAUCGGCUGGUGACGACGGCGUGAUCAUGCUGUGGCAUCAGGUCGAGGCGGCAAGGCAGAAUCUGGUGGAGACCGAUGGGUUCGUUGAGCCUGAGACCUGGCGGCCCGUGCGCAUGCUGCGCGGGUCAUUGGCGGAUAUCUGUGACUUGGCGUGGAGUCCGUGCGGGCGCUACAUCGCCAGCGCAUCGGUCGACAAUACCGCGCGGAUCUGGGAUGCGGGCGAGGGCCGGUGCAUACAGGUGCUGGCUGACCACACGCACUACGUGCAGGGCGUGGCAUGGGAUCCGCUGGGCGAGUUUAUAGUCACGCAGGGCAGCGACCGGUCCAUGCGCGUCUACCGCUGGGUGGCCACCGGCGACGUCAAGCCCGGCGCCGACGCGGUCAGUCUUGUGGCCACCCACCAGUCGAUGCCUGCCGAUAGCAGCGAGCCCAAUGCACGUGGCCACCGCCUGUUCCACGACGACAACCUGGCGUCGUUCUUCCGCCGCCCGGCCUUCUCCCCCGACGGCCGCCUGGUGGCGACUGCUGCAGGCGUGCAGAAGCACCGCCGCAACUGCUGCUACCUGUGGGCCCGCGACCGCCUCCACGCCCCGCCCUGUGUUGCCCUGGCUGGCCACACAAAGCCCGUGGUGGCCACGCGCUGGGCGCCUUGUGCCUUCCAGGCUGAGAGCGCUGGGUGGCUGGCAAAUAAUGGCCAGCGCAUGAUGCUGGCUGUGGCCAGCCAGGGCGCUGUCGCCAUCUACGAUACGUCAAGGUGUGCGGCGCUGGCGCUGAUGGGCGGCCUGCACUACGCCAUGAUCACAGAUCUAGCAUGGACCAGCGAUGGCUCGCAUCUGCUGAUCUCCUCUAUUGAUGGCUUUGCCUCUGUUGUUGCAAUCGACCAGCCGUCGCCACCCAUGCCGGUCCAGUCGCAUUACCGUGAGAACAUCCUGCCAGCACAGCCUGUUCAGCCGGUCGUGCAGCCGCCGGUUCGCAGUAAAGAGAAGAAGCGCGUUGCCCCGACCCUGGUCAGCACGCUGUGACCGCCCGGUGCAGACGCGCUUA